Physella acuta is the source of this 6803-nucleotide messenger RNA. Its product is annotated as 3'-5' RNA helicase YTHDC2. The record is from RefSeq and is a predicted model, not a curated record. Lineage: Eukaryota; Metazoa; Mollusca; Gastropoda; Physidae. Gene Ontology annotation, cellular component: intracellular anatomical structure. Gene Ontology annotation, molecular function: helicase activity; RNA binding; protein binding.
ACUGAAAACAGUAAUAAUAAAUAAAUAAUCAGUUCAGUCACAGUGUGAAUUAAUAGACGAACACAUUAAUUUUAAAACAAUCAAGGGUCGGAUUGAUUUAAAGAAAUUAGGCCUAAUAGUAAUUGACUUAGAUUGUCGUUAAGCUUGUUCAACGUUACAAAAAGAAUAUGCAAGCUGUGACCAGUAGAUUUUGUUCGUAAACCCGGCUCUACGAUUUGUAAACAUUUAGCUUUGUAAACACUUUAGCAGUGACCACAGCUCACCAGACAAUGUGGGAGUGGUAGUGAUAGUGAUAGAGAGAAAGAGAGGGGACUGCAAGGAGGCGCUUGCAGCUUGUUUUCUAACGGCUCCCAGAAGAGAAUUAUAUAUAUAGAUAUUUUUUUAGAAAACAAAAUUUUGAGAAAUGCCUCGUAAAGAUCCUACUAGGACUGAAAGAGGUCCUAAACUUAAUGAAGCUGUAUGCAUUGGUGAAGAGGUGAAAAUAGGAAUCCACUUAGCAGUUCAGAGGUUCAGAUUAGAUCCAGAACAAGAAGAGUUGUGUUUUCCAUCUUCAUUGUCAACCACUGAAAGGGCUUAUGUCCAUCGUUACUGCACUCAGCUUGGAAAUUUGAAGACCUGGAGUAGAGGAAAUGGUCAAAAUCGCUACAUUACAGUUAAGAAGGUGGAAGGUGGAAAAAAUGCAAAAACCUUUCCUUAUCUGUUUACACUGUUGCAUAGCGCAUCUCAAGUGAAUGUACUUCUUAAUAAAUAUCCUGUCACUACUAAAGAAAAACAGGACUUAACACCAAUUCUGGUUCAGUCUCCAAAUGCUAGUGAGAAAGACAAGGAGAAAUCUAAUUUUGGCCGCUUAACUUACAAUGUACCGCAAGUUCCCCAAAAGCGUGGUGCCUCUGACUUGCAGAAAUUUAGAGAAUCUCUCCCUGUUUAUAACAUGGCCUCUAGUAUUGUGGAAACCAUCAAUGCCAAUCAGGUGGUCCUAGUUGCAGGUGAAACAGGUUCCGGUAAGACUACUCAGGUUCCCCAAUUGAUUUUGGAUGACUAUUGUGACAAGAGACAAGUAUGUAGAAUUUUGUGUACACAACCUAGGAGAAUUGCUGCAGUCAGUAUUGCAGAGAGAGUGGCACUUGAAAGGGGGGAAAGGCUGGGGCAUACAGUAGGUUACCAAAUACGGCUGGAGAGCAAAAUUUCAGCUAAAACUGUUCUCACAUUUUGCACCACUGGUGUGCUUUUGAGAACCUUAAUGGGAAGUGACUCUUGUCUCAGCAAUAUUACUCAUGUUAUUGUGGAUGAAGUACAUGAGCGUGAUAGAUUUUCAGAUUUUCUUUUACUCUGCCUGAAGGAAGCUUUGCCAAAGUAUCCUAAUCUCCAUGUGAUUUUGAUGAGUGCAACAUUAAAUAUGGAUUUAUUUUCAGGAUAUUUUAACAACUGCCCUGUUGUUGCAGUACCUGGAAGCUUGUUCUCAGUAGAAGAAUUCUUCCUAGAAGACAUUUUAAAGUGGACUGGAUAUAGAAAUAAAAAGAUGGAUAAAGAUUUAUUGAAGAAACAGAAAUUCAAGAAUCAAGAAGAGCAGUUAACGGAAUGGUGCUCUAAGCAGCUAACUAUAUCAGACUCAGCACCUGGAAGUGGAACAGAAGAAGACUCUGAUGUUACCACUUCUGAUAAUGCUGAGUUGGGUGAAGAAAAAGAAGACCUUGAACCAUGGGUUGUUGAGGAGAUGGACAGGCUGCUCCGGGAGGUUUGGUUGACUGGCAACGAAGAGCUGUUUCACCAGAUCCUUUAUUUGAUUUCCAAUGAGAAUGUUAGUGUUGAUUAUAUUCAGUCAGAAACCAGCACAACCCCAUUAAUGAUUGCCUCUGCUAGGGGAUUUAUCAAUGUGGUGGAACAUCUGCUCACUCUAGGUGCAGAUGCUAAUUUUAAAACUGCUAAUAACUGGACUGCACUGGACUUUGCUAGAAAAUUUGAGAGAAAUAAUAUUGAAGCGCUUCUUGAAGCUUAUUUAUCGUCUCUGGAGUCUGGACUGGAUAAAGCUGAUGAAGACAUGCAGUUGAUUUCUGAGGAAGACAGAGAGCUUUUAGCAAUGUACCAGCAUAGUUUUGAUGAUGAUAAGGUGGACAUAAACCUAGUCUCAAGUCUUAUUCAUAAAAUCCACACUACAUCAGGGGAAGGUGCCAUAUUAGUUUUUCUUCCUGGAUAUGAUGACAUUGUUAAUCUCAAAAAUGCCAUAAUAGAAGAUCGUCAGUUUGAGCAUGCCAGGUAUGUGAUCUACACCCUUCACUCAGCACUCCAGUAUUCAGACCAAAAAAGAGUUUUUAAAAACCCUCCAAGUGGUGUGAGAAAAAUUAUUUUGUCUACUAACAUUGCUGAGACAUCAAUCACAAUCAAUGAUGUUGUUUAUGUUGUGGACUGUGGCAAAGUGAAAGAGAAAACAUAUGAUGCUUUGACUUCACUUACUGCUUUAAAAAGUAAUUGGAUUUCCAAGGCCAGUGCUUUACAGAGAAAAGGAAGAGCCGGUCGUUGUCAGCCAGGGAAAUGUUACCACUUAUUCAGCCGAGCCCGCUAUAUUCACCUGCAAGAUUACCAGACGCCAGAGAUUCUUAGACUUCCACUCCAGGAGUUGUGCCUACACACUAAACUCUUGGCACCCAACACACAAUCUAUUGUAGACUUUUUGAGCAAGUGUCCUCAAGCCCCACCACAGCUGGUGAUCAGAAAUGCAAUUCAGUUGUUGAAGCAAAUUGAUGCACUAGACCCAUUUGAAGAGAUGACAGAAUUGGGUCAGCAUUUAGCAGAUCUGCCAGUGGAGCCUAGGCUGGGGAAAAUGGUUCUCUAUUCAGUGGUCCUCAAAUGUUUAGACCCUGUGCUAACAAUUGUUUGUACUUUAGCUUUCAAAGAACCUUUUAUCAUUCCUGCAUUGCCAUCAGAGAAAAGGGCAGUGAUGGGUAAACGAAGGAGAUUUGCCGAAGAGACAUACAGUGAUCAUAUGGUUUUUCUUAGAGCGUUUCAGGCCUGGCAAAAAGCAAGAGCUGAAGGAUGGGAGAGAGCCUUUUGUGAUAAGAAUUUUAUUUCUUCCUCAACUAUGGAAAUGCUGUUAGGAAUGAGGAUGCAGCUGUUGGCCCAGCUGAGAGUCUCAGGUUUUCUGAGAGCACGAGGUGCUGGAGACAUCAGAGAUCUGAACACAAACUCUGACAACUGGGCACUGGUCAAAGCUUGUAUCCUGGCUGGAACUUAUCCAAACAUAAUGCAGAGGGAUGAAUCCAUGACUUUAUGCACUAUAUCUGAAAGAAAUGUGAGGUACCACAGCAGCUCCGUGCUUCACCCUGUCACAUCAGCUACUAGUGUGUACCCAGCCAAGUCCCUGAAGAAGGUGAUCAAAUCUCUGCCAUCCAAGUGGAUCAUCUAUGAGGAGAUGUCCCGUUUCCAGAGAGUUUCACUGGCCAAGUACUGCACCUUGGUGUCGUCUGCCGCUGUCUUUGUCUUUGGGGGUCAUAGUAAAAUCACUACAGAUGCCAUCACAAGACAACCUGUAUCUAGGGCAGAUUCAGAUGAUGAAGAAGAGGAGGUGAGAAAAAUAAUGAACCCUGAGAGUCCUGAUGGGGAUGUUUAUGUCAAGCUUGAUGACUGGAUUCGCUUUGACUUUGAAUCCCAGAUGGAUGCUGAGACUGCCGUCUUGUUCAGAAUGAAGUGGCACAGUCUCUUUUUAAACAGAAUGAGACAUCCUGCAAAAGCUUGGUCACAAUCAGAAGAGGCUGUGUUAGGAGCAAUCUGUGCAGUGUUAACAAAUGCAGAGAAAUCCAUUGGGUUAGAAAAUCCUGUAGGAGUUGGGCAAAGACCUCGAGCAAUCGAGCCUUUGAUGGGAGGAGGAUUUGAAGACUAUUAUGGUAGGCCAGGUAGUGGUGGUGGUGGAAAUGGUGGUGGUAGUGGUUACCAGCAACACCACCACCAUCAACAGCAGCAGUAUCAACCACAGCAGCAACAAAUGUAUAGAAAUAACUCAGGUGGACGUGGGGGCUACAGCAACCAGCAGCGUGGCUACCAAAGCUUUAACAAAACAGCACAGAUGAGUGGAGCUGGCGGCAGAGCUGAAAGUGGGAGCUCUACCCCACUAGAUUCACCUCAGUCAGGUUCACCAGCACUGUCAGCUGUUACAUCAGGAGCUGCUUCAGGCACCCAUGAAGAGGGGAGAUACUUUUUAAUGAGAUGCAACAACCAAAAAAUUGUUGAUGUCUCAGAGAACAAAUCCAUCUGGGCCACCACAGCUGCUAACGAGGCUAAACUUAACAGAGCAUACAGUGGUGGCAAGCCUGUGUAUCUCAUCUUCUGUAUACCAGGAAAUGCCAACUUUCAGGGCUAUGCAAAAAUGACCUCACCUAUCAGUAAAAAUAAGUCACCAGAUUUCCCUUCAUCUGGCCUAACUGGUAUCUUCAGUGUUGAAUGGGUUAAGAGGGUUACACUCCCAUUUAGUAACACAAACACUUUGAAUAAUCCAUGGAAUGAAGGCAGACGAGUGCACGCAGGAAGAGAUGGACAAGAGAUUGAGCCUAAAGUGGGAGCAGAGUUAAUUAAACUGCUAGAUUUAGUACAGCCAAAAAGGUCACAUUCUGGUGCUAAAAAGAAAUCAACUAUGCAGCAAAGUCAGAAAAACACACAACAGAAACAGCAGCAAUACAACAAAAAAGACAAACCAUCCAGCGGAAGAUCUGAAAGCUCUGGGGCAAGUGAAGACCCAAGUGAUAAUGGCAGAGGUGAGAUCUCUCAGUCAAGCCCUAGCCCUGCUUUAUCCACCAACACUAAUCAUAGCUCUAACAGUAGUGCCAGUAGCCCAGCCCAUAACCAGGACAGUGCAGUUUUCUCAUCAGGAAAUCAGAAUUCAGUUCCCUCACAGAUGUUAAACCAGCAAGGCUAUCUGGCUUCCACCUCAAAGGAAUAUUUUACAGGGGGUUACCAGCAGCAGCAGGGAGCUUAUGUACAAACAGGGCUGAAUCCUAUGUUGUUAGCUCAAGGUGGAAUGCUUGGGUCAUCAGCUUUUGGAAUGGGACAUCAUCCAGGCCUGUCACCUGUCAUGAUUCUUCAAAGGAACUCCACAAGUUCCAGUUCACAGACACAACAAAGUCCACAUUAUUACACAGGGGGAAAGUUUAAUCAACACAGAAAUUAAUUUUUUUAUGUAAAAGUAUGUCUUGAUCUCAUUAAAAGGUUGAUCACAAUUUUAAGGUUAGGGAUAUUACCCCCUUGUCCAAAAUUCUUCUUUCACCCCACCCCCACCCCCACCCACCUGAUAAUGACUAUGAGACUUAUUUUACACAUUUCAAGCAAAGUGAGAAGUCUGGUAUCUAAUAGAAUGCCUGAAAUAGUCCAAGCAUGAAAUAAAUCAUAUUUUGUACUUGGUACUUUUGGCAAAUUGAAGAAUAAGGUUAUUCCCUCUGGAAUAUUAUUUAGCUCUAACAUUGCAUAAGGGUUAAUAGUAUGUUUAUGGCAUACUUAUAAUUGACAGUCAGUAAUGUCGUUUUCCAGUUACUGAACAGGGUGAUAAGGAUAGGGGGUAAUGUCCAGCUGCCUAAGAUUACACAGAUUCAAAUUUUAUUUUAAUUGUUGAUGUAUGAUACUGUCCAGUGAUUUGACUUUUUGUAAGUCUUUCAUGUGGUUUUCUAUUUUUUAUGAAAUAUAUUUAUUGUUUGCAAAGACAAUUUAGAGAAUAUAUUUUUUUUAAUUUACUUAAUGGCAACUAGUUUGAUUUUUAGAAAUUUUAUUGAUUGUUAAAAUCCUGAAAUUAACAGAUGAUAGUGAUUUGUUUAUAAUUAAAUUAAAUUUUUUUUCCUGUUCUGUGUUAGUGACUUUCAAUUUGAAAGUUAUAAAAAUUGUCAUUUUGAAAAAACAUUUGCUCAUUUUGGAACAAAAUGUAGUCACUUAGUGCUUUUCCUUUUAUUAAUGGAAGUCAAAUUAUGUUGUUUAAAAUUAAAAUAGAUGAAAUAAGGCAUUCAUUUUAAAGUUAAUUGUAAAAUGUUUUUAAAAUGUGUUUUACGGUUAACUAUUUUAGUUUGUAUACCCAAUUGGCUGAUGUAAAUGGAGAUUAGGAUGACUUAAUGUCCCAGUAACAUUUCAUAUUUGUUUUUACAAUUUGACUUUAUGUUUUAAAAUACUUAUCUUUGUAAAAAAAAUGUUCUAUUAUACAUUAUAGAAUUUAAAUAGUUUGCAUCUGAAACAGAUGAAUAAUUAUGUAGACAAAUUUUGCAACUCUUAAUGAUGAGCAAAUAAUUAUUUUAUUUAACUGAAUGUAGCUAUACAAUAAAAAAGUGAAUAAAAAUUUAAAUGCUCACAUUUACCCUGUUCUGUUAUUUAAAUACUUGAAUUCACUUGUUUUAGCAAACGUUUCUGCUUACAACACUGUUUCUUUUAGAUAAUGUUGUGGCUUCUGGUGUUUUUCCACUGUUGAUGGUAACUGUUCUGAAAUUUGGAAAACAAUUUUUCAUCAGAAAGUAAUGAUAUUUCUAAUUUUUUUUUUUUUUUAAAUUAUAAUAAAAGUAGACUAGUGGACUAAAAGUUUCACUGUUGUUUCAUGAAUAAAAAUUACUUAGAGAUGUAGGUUUAUCAUUUUUAAGGUUGUGGAUUUAAUAUCUUGAUAUCUUGUGAUAUGUGAUAUCUUGUAAAAAAAAAUUACAUUGAAAGUACUUGUAUCUGCACUUUUGUUUCAAUUUUCACAAAAGUAUUGUGUAAGCACAUGUAAUAUUUUUUACUUAAAAAGCUAUGUUGUCUGCAUUAAAACCAAAUAAAAAUGUGAUUUCUUGAAAUUAAAAAUAUAAAAUUGU